AUGAAAUCAAACAAUCUACCAGUUGACCAGAAACAGAGAAAAUUAACUCAGUUAGCAUCAACACACAACCAAUAUCAACCAUUUUCUUCUUAUUAUCUUUGGUAUCUAAUAGACAGGUUUAAUUUUAUCAUUGAUGACAUUCAAUCAAUUUUAACAUUUACGAAAAACACUUGUUUUAAUGAAUUUGCGAACAAAUUUAUGAACGAAAGACAAAAGGCUGAAUUAGAAGGAAAUAAAGGAAAAAGUUUAUUUUGCAAGAUUUCACUUAAUGGAUCAUAUGGUUACGAUGCAAUGAAUACGCAAAAUUACGCAAAGACUAAAAUAAUGAAUGCACAGAAGGCACGCGUUGCAUGUAUGUCAAAUAAGUUUAAAAACAUAAGAGAAAUAGGUGAAGAUACAUAUCAAGUGAUGCUUAAAGAUAGAUUUUAUAGAUGUGAUACAUGUUUACAAGAGGCAUUCUUCACUUUAGAUAAUGCUAAAUACUGGUAUUUGGUUUUCAUUUAUGAUUUUAUGUAUAAAUGCAUGAAUGUUAAUCGUUUUCAUUUCAUUGAAGGUGAUACUGAUUCAUCUUAUUGGGCAAUCGCUGGCGACCCAAAUCUUCCUAACACUCAAGCAUUUCAAGCAAUUGUUACCGAUAAACAAUUUUAUGAUAAAAACAUUUUCAAAUUCGCACCAUUUGAUUUCUUCUGUUUUGAUGAGAAAUUUAAACCUAAAUUAAAGAAUAAAGCUGAAGAAAAAGCACAUGAGAAGAAGUUAUUGGGUUUAGCAAUUGAGAAACAAGGCGAUAACAUGGUGGCGUUAUGUCCUAAGUGUUAUACAUCAUUCAACGGUUCAAUUGAUGGGAGUGAUUUUAAAAAGAUUGCACAAAAAAUGAAAGGUGUUAGUUUAAGACAAAAUAAGCAAUUAACACCCAAAAAUUAUUUGGAUAUAAUAAAUGAUAAAUUGAUAUUUGAUGGUCAGAAUAUUAAUUUACAACUUAAAAAUGGGUCAAUGACUCGCUUAACAAUCGGUAAGACUGCAUUAACAGGAGCACACACUAAGGCUGUAUGUUGUGAAAAUGGAUGUUGUAUGCCAUUUAUUUAA
Trichomonas vaginalis G3 is the source of this 1083-nucleotide messenger RNA. Its product is annotated as DNA/RNA polymerases family. The transcript has a single exon. Gene Ontology annotation, molecular function: nucleotide binding; DNA-directed DNA polymerase activity; DNA binding. The record is from RefSeq and is a predicted model, not a curated record. NCBI's taxonomy places the organism in Eukaryota, Parabasalia, Trichomonadida, Trichomonadidae. The coding region runs from base 1 to 1083 and encodes 360 amino acids. Gene Ontology annotation, biological process: DNA replication.